GUAGAAUUAGUCAACCAAACCCAACCCUUGGAACAAUCUUAGAAACCCAAAAUUUCUUCUUAGAAUUCUAUAAAUCUUAGCUUCUCUGCCUUGAAACUUCAGACAACACAGGUUGUGCUUCAAAAAAACAACAAAGAAGAUUACUUUGGUUAUUUUGGAGACAAACCCAGAUACAUAUUAGUGCCUAGGCAUCUCCAGAAUCGAAGAAAGCUAUGUCUAGAUCAUAUGUAACUCUGUUGUUUUCUUGCAUUCUCAUCUCUCUCUGUUUUCCCAACUCCUCAGCUCAAACCUGUGGCUCUCAAUCUUUCUCAAGUAACACAGUAUACAGUACAUGUGUAGACCUUACUGUGCUCAACUCCUUCCUCCACUGGAAUUAUAAUCAAACCGCCAGUACAGCCGAAAUCGCCUUCAGGCACACCGGAACUGACGACACAAGAUGGGUUGCGUGGGCUUUAAACCCAAGUAGCCAAAGCAUGGCUGGUUCACAGGCAAUUGUGGCAUUCUAUAAUUCUAGUGGUGUAGUCCAUGCUUAUACUUCUCCAAUAACUGGCACUGGGGGCACAACACUUGAUGAAGGGACUUUGAGUUUUGGGGUUUCUGGGAUUUCAGCUACGCUUGAAAAUGGAGAGAUGACAAUUUUCGCUACUUUGCAGCUCACCGAUUCAUUGUUGUCUACAAACCAGGUUUGGCAAGAAGGUCCAAUGAGUGGAGGUGCUCCUAUUAUACAUUCUACAUCUGGUGAUAAUAUGAGGUCUGUUGGGACUAUUGAUUUUACGACUGGACAAACAAGUGCUGGUGGAGGAAGUAUCACCUCCAGACAAAAGAAAAGAAACAUUCAUGGAGUGCUAAACGCUGUGAGUUGGGGAACUCUGAUGCCAAUGGGAGCCAUAAUUGCUAGGUACUUGAAGGUGUUUAAGUCAGCUGACCCGGCAUGGUUUUACAUACACAUUGCUUGUCAAACUUCUGCUUAUAUUGUUGGCGUUGCUGGUUGGGGAACUGGUAUGAAGCUUGGCAGUGAUUCUGCUGGGACUCAGUAUAAUACUCACAGGAACAUUGGCAUAAUCCUCUUCAGCCUUGGAACCCUUCAGGUGUUUGCUUUGCUUUUGAGGCCAAAUAAGGAUCACAAAUUCAGAUUGUACUGGAACAUCUACCACUACGCCGUUGGUUAUGCUGUCAUCAUUUUGAGCAUCAUUAACAUAUUCGAAGGAUUCAAAGUCUUGGAUGGCCAGAAGAAUUGGAGAACAGCUUAUACAGUUGUGAUCAUAGUUUUGGGUUGCAUUGCUGUUGUGUUGGAAGCAUUUACAUGGUUCAUUGUCCUCAAGAGGAAGAGAGUGGGUUCUGACAAGCAUGGCGCAAAUGGUGCAAAUGGUGUUAAUGGAUAUGGUGCCAGGACAAACCACGCAGAGGUUUAGUUCAUAUGAUUAAGGGUCAUUGAUCUUCCUGUUUUAUAUCUCAUGAAUCUCCACUCUUUUUUUUUUUUUUUCGUUCCCUUUUUGGCAGUUUUAUUUUACACCAUGAGAGUCUAGGGUUUUCUGGAUGAUACAUAUGUUGGUAGAGAUUAGUUACUUUGCUAUGUUAGAAGUUUUUGGUUGUGACCUGUGAGUUGCUCGCUAGAGAAUUAUUCUUGGACAUGGAUAGACUCUGAUAUUUGUUGGUAUAUAUAGAGAUAUUACAUUAUUCCACUUUUCCA
Molecule: messenger RNA, 1690 nt
Organism: Tripterygium wilfordii
Lineage: Eukaryota; Viridiplantae; Streptophyta; Magnoliopsida; Celastrales; Celastraceae
Product: cytochrome b561 and DOMON domain-containing protein At5g35735-like
Exons: 3
Coding region: 213-1412 (399 amino acids)
Source: RefSeq, a predicted model, not a curated record